ACAACCUCUCAGGUUUACCGUCCAUUUUAUCCUCUAGUUGUAGACGCAAAUUGGCGACUGGCACUGAUUGGUUUCAAGGCGUCUCAAAACGAGGCAGUAAGUAGGAAUGAGGCGCAUCUAAGAGUCGACUCGAGACAAGAGCAUCAGGGCUAGCUUCGCACCCUUCGCCGCAUUCACAGUCGCAUUCGCAGUCGCUUUCAAUGUCGCAUUCCAUGUCGCAUUCGCAGUCGGAUGCCCGGUCGCACGAGCUCCCUCUCACUGAGCGACCAAAUGAGAUGUCCACGGCGAUAGACGUGGCGUCGCCGGACGAAAUCGUGCGAAUCUUCCGCGCGUGCGACGCGCAGCUUUUUUCGGGAUACGCGGGUUACCCGGGCCUGAUGGACAAAGAGACCAUCCGGGUGGUGGACCAGCUCACCGCAGUGGCAGCUGAGAUCGUCUCCUUCUCCAAGGAUAGUGCGGUGGUGGUGUCAGGUGCCGGCACAAGCGGCAGAAUAGCGUUUCAGGUGGUUCUCUGUUUCAACGCUGUGCUCAGGAGAUACGGCCUGCCGCCCUGCUUCCACUUCCUCAUCGCUGGAGGGCUGCCAGCCCUGCUCAAGGCGCAGGAAGGGGCGGAGGACAACCAGGAGGCAGCAGUAAAAGCACUGCGUCGAGUGGAAGCACAGGGGAAUCCGUGGGGCAAGCCAUGUGGGAGAGUGCUCUAUAUUGGCAUCAGCUGUGGCCUCAGCGCUCCCUAUGUGGCCGCACAAGUCAAAUACGCCCUCGCUCAGCCGCACUAUGCCGUUGGUGUCAUGGGCUUCAAUCUUCCCCGUUUGGCUCCAAACACAAAGGGCGCUCAAGGGGUGUCCUUCCCGUCUGUCCUUAAAGAGCUGACGGCACGUAUCGAUGCUGCUGAAUCAGAAGGCACUGCUCCAAGGCACUUCAUCCUCGCGCCUGUCGUGGGCCCGGAGACGAUAACAGGGUCCACCAGGCUCAAGGGCGGCACUGCCACGAAAAUUCUCCUGGAGACCAUCUUCAGUCGCGCCAUUGCCAAAGUGCUCCGGCUGCCUGCUCUUGGAAGCUAUGCAGGAGUCCCUCUCUUGCUCAUCAACCCUCCACCGGAGCUCACUCCCAAGGCUACCACGGCGGUUCGGCGGGCGGCUCGGGUGGGCUGGGGCCGAACUGAAGCUGCCCCGGCGGCUCGUUACAGCGAUGUGAUGGCAGCUUAUGAGGGGGCAAUGAGGGGGGUUUACCAACAACUACCCGGAAUUGUGUCUCUCACUUGCCUCUUCCAUCGCUCCAUCAGCAGCGGUGGAAGGGUCAUGUACAUUGGGGAUCACUCGCUUGGCCUCGUGGGACUCAUAGAUGCCUCGGAGCAAGUCCCCACCUUCGGAGCAAGGCCAGGCUCAUUCCAGGCCUUUCUCACUACCACGUGGCACCGCCUGAUUCGUCCGUUGAACCAGCAUACAGUUGACCCCUUGGGUUCACCUGCUCCUAGCAGCAGUGGUGCAGGAGGGAAUAGCAGCAGUGGUACAAGAAGAAGAGAUGGCAGAAGUGCUGUUGGGAAAAGUAGUGGCAAAAAGAGUGGCAGUGCUGGUGGAAACAGUGAUGGCAGCAGCAGCAGCAGUAAGGCAGGAGUUAGCAAAGGCCAAAGCAAGAAAAGCAGCAGAGGAAGGAGCAGCAGGGGCAGUGACACGAGCACUAGCAGUGGCAGUAGAACCAGCUCGUGGUUCUUUCCCUUCAGUGCUCCUGCUGCUGCUGCUGUGCACCCAUCCCGCUCUGUGUCUCGCCAACCUACGCCAGAACCGUUAAGAUGUAUCAGCACAGAUUACUUCAUGGAAGAGAUUCUCCCCACCACAAGCGCCAACGACACUGUACUCUUGUUAGAGUCACACGUGCUACAGCCACAGCUGUUUCCUCUCCCCCUCCUCACUGCCCUACACUUAAGAGCCAAGCAGGGGUUGCUGUCCCUCGCUUUGCUAAGUGUGAGUGUGGCAAAUCACGACCGGCUCUUAGUGGUGUAUGACGACGAAGAUGGAAUGGAGGAGGGGGAGGAGCGGGAGGAAGAGGAGGAGGAAGAGAGUGAGGAGGAGGAGCAGGAGGAGGGGGGAGAGGAGGAUGAGGAGGAGGAGGGUGGAGAGGAGGAUGAGGAGGGAGAGGAGGGGAGAGAGCAGGAGGAGGAGGGGGAGAGAGAGGAGUCUGAAGAAGAGGAGAAGGAUGAAGCGGUGGAAGGAAGUAGUGAUUCAGGAGUGCUUGUGGGACGGGAAUCAGGAGAAGAGGGUGGAGAGAAUGAGGCGAGAGAGGACGAGGAGGAACGUGAGGAGGAGAGUGAGUGGGAGUCAGUGGAUGAGGAAGAAACGGAGGCGCUACUAGACACUAGUGUCAAAGAAUGCGAAGCCAGAGGGCGGCAGAAUCUGCAUGGCAGCGUUACAGCGGAGCAAAAAGAAGCAGAAGCAGCAGAAGCAGCAGCAGGAGCUGCGGCAGAAGGAGCUGCAGCAGCAGCAGCUGGAGCAGCAGCAGCAGCAGGAGCAGAAGCAGCAGCAGGAGCAGCAGCAGCAGUCAGGAGGCGACGACCUAAGCCCAUGGGCUCUGCAUCCUCCCUCUUCUCAGACCUCCCAUUCGCCUCCUCAUUCUCCUCGUUUUCCUCCUCCACCUCCUCCCACUCUCCCUCCUCCCACCCCACCACUCCCACUUUCCUCCGUGUCUCCAUCUCCCUCCCCCCUCCCUCCGCCGCCCCUCUCCUCCCCCGCACCGACCUCUUCUCACAACUAGCUGUGAAGCUGGCACUUAACAUCGCUAGUAGUGGGGCCCACGUGCUUCUAGGCAAGGUGUACGGUAACCGCAUGGUGGACCUUAGAGUGAGUAAUGAGAAACUCUUUAAGAGAGCGGUGAGGGUUGUGGGGGAGCUGGCGGGGGUAGGGGAGGAGGAGGCGGAGAGAUGUGUGAGGAGAGCGAUAAACGUUGCGAAAAGAGAGGAGGAAAUGGAGGGGAGGGAGGAGGGAAGGGGGGAGAGAAGAGGGGAGAGAGGUAGGAGGGUGGUGAAGGGUGGAGCGGCAGUGCCAGGGUCACGAACACAGGCAGCACAAGCAAGGGCUGACAGGGAAGGGCAAGAGGUUGAGCAGGUGAGGGAUAUAGAGGGUGAAGGCCUGGAGAGGAGAACAGUUGAGGAGAUGGUAAAGAUUGGGGCGAAGUGUGAGAGAGUAGUGCCCACUGCAAUAUUGCUGGCGGCCGGGUGCUUUGGUGAUGAGGAGAGCGCUAGAGAAGCAGCGUUAGGCAACAGAAGUGUGCGGAUGCUUGUGGCCGAUGCUUUGAAGGAGAAAAUGUAACGUGCUGAAACUAUUUAUUACCAACUAUUAUUGCACGGAGUUUGUGAGUCUUUC
Messenger RNA from Closterium sp. NIES-67, 3356 nucleotides. Lineage: Eukaryota; Viridiplantae; Streptophyta; Zygnematophyceae; Desmidiales; Closteriaceae. The record is from the annotation of a GenBank genome assembly.